AACAGGAAGUGCAGAGGAACACAGAGCAGGCCAGCUCUUAAGCUCAAGCUACACACACAAUAGAUCAAUUUCUCAGUUGAAGGUAAGCUUUUCAAGCAUGUUUUAUUUAUCAGCUUUCACAUAAUCAAAAGCAGACACCACACUUUCAGUGGAAGCUGAACACUUACGUUUUGGCUUGUUUGUAAGCUGUCAGUUGAAAUGAGGCAGUUUGAAAAGUGCUUUACUGCAGCUGAGGUAAGUGAAAUGUGCAUUUUUUCUGGCAGUCCCUCUCUGCUGAGUCAUACGAAUGGAAUGAUGUCCUCCAUUUUCCCAUUAGAUGGCAAUUCAUAGUCUAUACUGCACAAACAAUACAUUAUGUUCUGUUGUGUCCUUUCAAUGUGCAGACUAUGGAGGGAACUACAACACAAGAUGAAAUGCACCAGGAGGAGAAGGAAACAUCAGGAAGCAGUGAAGGAGGGUGGACAGAUCCAAAGGAACGAGAGUUGAGACUGGUGCUGCUGGGCUCAGCGGGUAAAGGGAAAAGCACUGCGGUCGAUGCCAUCCUGGGCGGCCCGACAUCUGAGUCCGACUGUCCUGGCCCUGAGACUCCAGUCACUGCCUGUCAGAAGAGACGCGGCACGCUGGCAGGACGACAGGUGUCUGUCGUGGACACACCUGACUGCCUGUGCAUCGAGGGUCCCACUGAGGACGUCCGCCGCCAGUUUUCACUCUGCGCGGCUUUAUCGGCCCCGGGGCCCCACGCUUUCCUGCUCUGUGUCCCUGUUCACCGGCCCAGCAACCUGGAGCUCCAGAUUUUGGAGACCAUCGAGAAGGUGUUUGGUCCUGAAGCAGUUAGUAAACAUGCAAUGGUGCUCUUCACUCGCAUGGACCGCCUGCCCGAGGAAGUUUCACUGGAUGAGUAUCUCAGCACAGAACGGGUCGACUUACUGGAGCUCGUACAGAAGUGCGGGGAUCGACAUCACCCGCUGCGGGCAGGAGCGAACGCAGAAGAGAAGGAGCUGGAGGAGCUGCUGAUAAAGGUGGAGCAGAUGGCCAAAGAAAGCGGGACGCAAUUCUACACCUGCCCUCUCUUGAAGGAGGCAGAGAGGAGAGUGAAAGAGAAGGAGGAGGAGAUCUUGAGAAGCAGAAGAGAAGGAGUGGAAGACGAUUCGGAGGGAAUAAGGGCCGAAGCAGAGAGAAGUGUGGACGAUCUGGUGGUUGAGGGAAUCGCAGACCUCUGCGUCUCCACGCCUGACUCCUCAUUCUUACGCCGGUUGUGGGACAGCGUGGUCGGGUGGCUUCUGUGGCUCCCGAAUAUGGUGAGGGGCAGUACUUUACUGGGGUCGUUCGUGGGGUUGUUCGUCGGGGGGCCCUUAGGAGGGGCCAUGGGAGCAACGGUGGGCUCUGUGGCAACGGAGAUGGGUAGACGGAAACGAAAAACCAAUUGAGCACUUGAAUUUGGUAACAGCUUAUUGUAUUUUUCAUUAUCAUGAAACAUCAAAAAACAGAUCAGAUUAUACAUUCCAAUGUGAAUAUAGAAUUGGGUAAUGAACACUAUGAAAUG
Molecule: messenger RNA, 1543 nt
Organism: Rhinichthys klamathensis goyatoka
Lineage: Eukaryota; Metazoa; Chordata; Actinopteri; Cypriniformes; Leuciscidae
Exons: 3
Coding region: 387-1427 (346 amino acids)
Molecular function (GO): GTP binding
Source: RefSeq, a predicted model, not a curated record